CACAUCACAAGUUUCAGGCCCCCCGUUCUUACCACCAGGCCAUUGUAACGAUCUUCUUGCUGUCAUUUUUGAAUCGAGCAUCACAUUUACAUUACCUCUAAGUUGUCUCUUUACGCCUACACCAACGCGCCAUAUUGAAGGAAUACGAAACAGUAUCACCAACCGAAAAACUCUUGGUAUACAUAUCGCCUCGCCCACCAGACCACAACCUCCCUAUCAACCAUGUUUGAACAUUUCGCACCCAGGCACGUCCCACCUCUCCUUCUCGCCAGCAUCUGGACAGUCGGCGGGCUGAUGUCUUUUACCCACGGGCCCGAACAAGCUAUCUUGGCGUACGGUCUCUCCAAAAGCAUCGCAGCUUCAAAGGCAGCUUGGCCUCUCAUCAAGAUCGAAGGUUCGCGCGUCAGCACUAUCGGUAUGGCAAUCUGGGGAAUUUAUCUAGGGGGCCAUUUGGAAGCCAUGGAUACGCUGCUUGCUUGCAUUGGAUGGAUGGCGAUCAUUGACGGUGUGGUAUGCGCGAAGGAUGGGUCUCCAGAGUCUGCUAGGAUGCGUGCGACGUAUCAGGGUGUGGUUGCGCUUUGGGGUUUACUGGGUAUGACUUCGGGGAAGUACUUCUAGAUCAAACUUUGAGGUCGGGCUGACACCAACU
Molecule: messenger RNA, 649 nt
Organism: Alternaria rosae
Lineage: Eukaryota; Fungi; Ascomycota; Dothideomycetes; Pleosporales; Pleosporaceae
Exons: 1
Coding region: 223-618 (131 amino acids)
Source: RefSeq, a predicted model, not a curated record